This is a messenger RNA of Pyrenophora tritici-repentis Pt-1C-BFP, 1233 nucleotides long. The record is from RefSeq and is a predicted model, not a curated record. Lineage: Eukaryota; Fungi; Ascomycota; Dothideomycetes; Pleosporales; Pleosporaceae.
AUGGCUCCUUCAGCUCUCACCGAUAUUUAUCCAAUCCCAGCAAGGCACUACUCCAAGUCGUCGACUGUGGUAGCUUCCGUCUUGCAUGGGCCAAGGGAUUUGCGGCUCGAAACUCGUACAAUCUCGGACCCUGCCGCCAAUGAACUUCAGAUCGCUAUCAAGGCUACUGGACUGUGCGGGAGCGAUUGCUCGUACUACAACAAGUUUUGCAACGGUGACCUACGAGCCUGCGAGCCUUUGUCACUAGGCCACGAGUCUGCUGGGGUCGUCGUUGCUAUCGGCCAGAACGUUACUGGCUACCAGAUUGGCGACCGGGUUGCACUCGAGGUCGGCGUCCCAUGCGACAACUGCAGAUCAUGCCAACGGGGCCGCUACAACCUGUGCCCCAAGAUGAGGUUCCGAAGUAGCGCUAAGUCUGUGCCUCACUUCCAGGGGACCCUUCAGGAGCGUAUCAAUCACCCCGCAAAGUGGUGCCACAAACUCCCGGCGCACAUCUCCAUGGAAUCGGCUGCGCUUCUAGAGCCUCUCUCUGUUGCGAUCCAUGCAACAAGAAGGGCUGAGAUCGAGCAGGGAGAUACCGUCAUUGUCUUUGGUGCAGGCACCGUUGGUCUUUUGACUGCUGCCAUGGCCAAAGUCUCUGGAGCCACAACCGUUGUAAUCGCCGAUAUCGACCAUGGGCGGAUAAAUUAUGCUCUGGCAAAUGGCUUUGCCAACAAGGGCUACAUUGUGGCGCCGCAGCAUCACACGAAGGAGACUGCCGAGAAAUUCGCAGCUGCAAAGGAGUUGGCCACAGACGUUAUGCAGAUUGCUUCGCUGAACGAAAUCGACUUCGAGGGUGCGGAUGUCACCUUUGACUGCACUGGCAAAGAGAUUUGUAUGCAAGCUGGUCUUUACGUAAGCAUUUCCAUGACUGUAAGCAAACCCGGUACUGAUUUGCUGCAGACAACAAGACCAGGUGGUAAACUCAUCAUGGUUGGAAUGGGUACUCCGAUCCAGACACUUCCCAUGUCAGCAUCCCACUUGAAGGAAGUCGACAUCAUCGGCAUCUUCCGUUAUGCCAACACAUACCCCGUUGGUAUCAAGCUCAUCUCUGCUGGCGUACUUCCCAGCCUCGAUGCCAUGAUCACCCACAGGUACCACGGAUUGGCAUCGACAAAAGAAGCGUUCGAGCUUGCCGGAAAGACCAUGGACGCAGACGGCAACCUUGUCCUCAAGGUCCUAGUUGAGAUGUGA